Messenger RNA from Megalobrama amblycephala (Wuchang bream), 1994 nucleotides. It is a transcript of the gene klf2b, whose product is annotated as Kruppel-like factor 2b. Gene Ontology annotation, biological process: regulation of transcription by RNA polymerase II. Gene Ontology annotation, molecular function: DNA-binding transcription factor activity, RNA polymerase II-specific; RNA polymerase II cis-regulatory region sequence-specific DNA binding. The coding region runs from base 280 to 1383 and encodes 367 amino acids. Lineage: Eukaryota; Metazoa; Chordata; Actinopteri; Cypriniformes; Xenocyprididae. The record is from RefSeq and is a predicted model, not a curated record. The transcript has 3 exons.
CAGUCCAGCACUGAGACACUGUGGACCUUUGGAGAGAGCGCGCACGGUGCGUUAUAUAGCGACUAUAUUUGGGAGCUCUGAACGUUGUUUGCUUCACUCACAAAAUUGGUCCAGGAGCAGUAUUCAUUAGGUAGGAGGCGCUCCUGCCCGACACACUUUGUUCAUGACUCUGGAAGUUCAAUCGAGGAAAAAGCGCACCGACGUUUGACAUCGCUUCAGGAGCAAGUGCAACAAAUACAGACGAAAACCACAACUGAACACGCGCAUUGACUCUUGGAAAUGGCUUUACCUUGCCUUUUGCCUUCGAUUUCAACGUUUGCAAACCAGAAGGAAAAACUUUGGGAGGAUAGGUGGAAAUGUGAGGAGGACAAACCACUGAGCGGCAGCUGCCCUCCGCUCAACGUGGCACAGAACAUGGACAUUUGUCGUGGCCGCAAGGAUGACGAGGAUCUGAGCAAUUAUUUGGACCUGGAGUUUAUCCUGGCCAACACAACAGGACCUCUAGAGGCGGGAGCCGAAUACGUCUCGCACGCAGAGCCGUGCGGCCUGUACUCGACGGGAGCGUAUGCGUCUCCGGAGCAGCCGCCUCCGCCGCCGUACGGGAACAGCCUCAUGGCUGAGCUUCUGAGAUCUGACAUGGACAGUGCCUACGACGGUGCAAUUCAGGGAAGAUUCGUCAUCAACUCCACUGGGUUCCCCAGACAGGACUUUGUUGAUAUCAAAGUCGAGCCGCCGAUGGACGGUUACGGGCCAGUGAUGGGCAUGGUGCCGCAAAGCUGCCAAAAAAUCAAACAAGAGGGCAACGUUUCAUGCAUGAUGUCUUUCGAGCAGCCCAGGCUGGCCGUUUCCCCGCAGGCGACGGGGAACAUGACGCCCCCGUUGAGCCCGGACGACUCCCAUCUGCGCCAAGCCGCGUUUCCGCAGGGCUUCCAUCACUCGCCUCCGGCCUACGCUCAAAUGCAACUGCCCUACACGGCGCCGCACCAGUACGGCAUGUUCGAGGAGGCCAUCGGGAUGCAACCCAACAUGCAAAGGGCUCUCCUGACUCCCCCGUCCUCCCCGCUGGAGCUAAUGGAGUCCAAACCCAAGCGAGGGCGACGCACCUGGCCGAGGAAGCGCACGGCGACGCACACCUGCACCUUCGCCGGCUGCGGCAAGACGUACACCAAGAGCUCGCACUUGAAGGCGCAUCACCGAACCCACACCGGUGAGAAGCCGUACCACUGCAACUGGGAAGGAUGCGGAUGGAAGUUCGCCCGCUCCGAUGAGCUGACGCGUCAUUUCCGCAAGCACACCGGCCACCGGCCGUUCCAGUGCCACCUGUGCGAACGCGCCUUCUCCCGCUCCGACCACCUGGCUCUGCAUAUGAAGAGACACCUGUGAGGACUGGAUCCACAUUAACUGCCUUAUUUAAUGACUUUAAAAAAAUCGCCUGUUGUCGAUAAAGAAAUAUAUAUCAUCAUACUUUUGUAACAAAGUAGCUGGUACUACAUAGAUUAUGCAGAGCUCUUUUUAAAGGUCUGAAGGGCUGGUCCUAUGAAUCUGUGUCCAAUUGGGAGACAGUACGGUGCCUUUCUGAAGCCGCAACGAGUGCAAAGCCUGACGACUAGCAAACCUCCAGUGGAAAAUGCACGAUGACAAUGUUUUGCUCUUGAAACUGCCUUGCUAUCAUGCAACAAACAGCUGUGUGUUUGUUUUUUUGUUCAUUUUGAUACACUCUUAAUUGCAUGUGUACUGAAAGAAGCAAACGUCGGUAACACUUUACAAUAAAGUCCCAUCAGUUGACGCAUUGUUACAGUAUUUAUUACUCGUUAAUAACGUUAACUGAGAUGAAUAAAUGCUUUAGAAUGGUUAUUGUAAAGUGUUGCCCUGUUGUACACUAGCACCGUAUAUGCACUGGGGCUUGAAGUCCUGGGUUUUUAUAAGAUUGUGUACAUACAUUUUAUAUUGUAAGUACUGUAUUUAUUGUAAAUAUUAAACUAAAUUUGAAUAUA